CUUUGCCAACUUUCAUUUUUGGAUCGCUUCCAUCUUCCGUCUCGCCCGUAUUCUCGUCGCCUCGUCCUUCAUACAUGUCCUUGUCUUCGUCCCCGUUCCCCGCGCUCCCUUCCCUGCCAUUCUCGCCGUGUCGGCCUCGCCCUCCCAGACCGAGGCUUCGGCUUGCGGCGGUAAGCGAGAGUCGGGCGAGGGAUGCGCCUCGCUUGGAGUCGGACCGGGCUCGGCGGUCGUUCGGUCACUCUGAACAGGUGAAGAAGGUGUCCGGUGCCGAGAAUGGAGGAUUGGACGUGCUUUAUGAUGAUGGGUUCGGGGCCGUCAGCGUCAAGGACUACUUCGACGCCGCCAAGGCGAUCGAUAAGCCCGACGGUGGCCCUCCUCGCUGGUUCUGCCCUGUCGAAUGCGGGGCGCCGAUAAGGGACUCGCCUUUGCUGCUCUUCUUGCCUGGUACCGAUGGCGUUGGAAUGGGGUUGAUUUUGCAUCACAAAUCUCUUGGAAAGGUUUUCGAAGUAAGGUGCUUGCACAUCCCGAUAAAUGAUAGAACACCAUUCGAAGGACUUGUAAAGUUUGUGGAGAACUCUGUGAAGAAUGAGCAUGCUAUGUCUCCGGAUAAGCCUAUAUAUCUUGUUGGAGAUUCCUUUGGUGGAUGCUUAGCUCUUGCUGUUGCAGCUCGCAAUCCUAACAUUGACUUAGUAUUAGUGUUAGUCAAUCCAGCAACAUCAUUUGGCAAAUCUCAAGUGCAGCCUUUAAUCCCUAUCCUGGAGGCUCUACCUAGCAACCUUCAUGUUACUGUUCCUUACCUUCUUAGCUUUAUCAUGGGGACUUGGGUGAGCCAUGUCUCAGUGGCGAGCCGGAUUGGUGAUCCUGUAAAAAUGGCAAUGGCGAGUGUGGAAGAUAACCUUCCUAUACUGCGAACAUUUGAAGAAUUGUCAAACAGUCUCACUUCAUUAUUGCCUUUGCUUUCGGAUUUGGCAGAUAUCAUACCCCGGGACACUCUUCUGUGGAAACUCAAUCUGCUAAAGUCAGGUGCUGCUUAUGUGAAUUCUCGGCUGCAUGCUGUAAAGGCUGAAGUACUAGUUCUUUCUAGGUACUUUUCACCAUAUAGUGGCAAGGAUAACCUGCUACCAAGUGGAGAUGAAGCAGACCGACUUUGGGCUUCACUAAAGAAUUGCAAAGUUAGAUAUUUCAAGGACAGUGGUCAUACCUUACUACUGGAAGAUGGCAUUAAUCUGUUGACUAUUCUUAAAGGCACUAUCACAUACCGUCGGUCAAGACGACAUGAUAAUGUAACAGAUUACCUUCCUCCAUCUGUCAGUGAUUUCAAAACAAUUCAUCAAAGUGAUAGGUGGUUUAAAGUUGCAACAAGUCCAGUCAUCUUCUCUACCCUGAAAGAUGGAAGGGUUGUGAGGAAUCUUGCUGGGGUUCCUGAUAAAGGUCCUGUAUUAUUAGUGGGUAACCAUAUGCUGAUUGGGCUCGAACUUCGUCCCAUUUAUGAAGAGUUUUUGAGGGAGAAAAAAGUUAUCAUACGUGGCAUGGGACACCCAGUUUUGUUCUCGAAAGCAACUGAAACCUCACGGAAAGAGAUUUCUACCAUUGAUACCAUGAGCAUCUAUGGUGCAUUGCCUGUGACUCCUUCGAACAUGUAUAGGCUGUUUUCAAGAGGAUCAUUUGUACUCCUUUAUCCAGGAGGUGCUCGUGAGGCCUUGCAUCGUAAGGGUGAAGAACAUAAGUUAUUUUGGCCAAAGAAUCCUGAAUUUGUUAGAAUGGCUGCUCGCUUUGGGGCCACAAUUGUGCCAUUUGGGGUUGUUGGAGAGGAUGACAUAGUGGAGCUGGUUCUUGAUUAUGAUGAUCAGAAGAACAUUCCAUUCGUCAAAGAGUGGAUAGAAGAAAUGAAUCAAGAUGUUGGGAAGAUAAGGGUUGGUGUUGAUGACGAGAUUUCAAACCAGCAAUUUUAUUUUCCUGGACUUCUUCCAAAAUUACCUGGUCGUUUAUAUUAUCUAUUCGGAAAACCAAUUGAAACACGAGGAAUGGACAUUCUGAAGCAUAGAAAGAAUGCAAAUGUUCUAUAUCUGCAGAUCAAGUCAGAGAUUGAGCGCAUAAUCUCAUACUUGAAGAGAAAAAGGGAGGAAGAUCCAUACAGGAACAUCAUACAGCGGACUCUGUAUCAAGCUUCUUGGGGUUAUUCCGCUGAAGUCCCCACAUUUGAUCCAUGAUAAAGAUGACUUUCCUAAACCAAUAUGCAAUACAGAGACAUUUUUACUCAGAUCUUCAACUGCAUAGGUUACAGGGUUGCAAACUGUGUAAAUCAAGAAGCAUCGACCAUGUUAAAAAAUUUGAAGGUUUUGAUCAAUUAUUGGAGAAGUUUGAUAAUAAAGCUAAUUUUUCUGCCUUCAUAAAACUGAAGGUUUGGAGAAUUGAUUUGCUAUAUUUCAAUGAUAAAAGUCUGUCCUAGAGAUGUCACUAUUUUGGCUACAACUAUUAUGAAACAUUUUAUUAUUUUGAGUAAAUUUUGGUGAUUCCACUGC
Musa acuminata AAA Group (dessert banana) is the source of this 2522-nucleotide messenger RNA. Its product is annotated as phytyl ester synthase 1, chloroplastic-like. Lineage: Eukaryota; Viridiplantae; Streptophyta; Magnoliopsida; Zingiberales; Musaceae. The record is from RefSeq and is a predicted model, not a curated record. The coding region runs from base 75 to 2210 and encodes 711 amino acids. The transcript is spliced from 14 exons.